Messenger RNA from Lizanozyma spartinae, 633 nucleotides. RefSeq names its product Rab family GTPase (gene RYH1). The transcript has a single exon. Lineage: Eukaryota; Fungi; Ascomycota; Pichiomycetes; Serinales; Debaryomycetaceae. The record is from RefSeq and is a predicted model, not a curated record. Gene Ontology annotation, molecular function: GTPase activity; GTP binding. The coding region runs from base 1 to 633 and encodes 210 amino acids.
AUGUCUGAUACCAAAGGAAAGCUUAGGAAGUAUAAGAUUGUGUUUCUUGGGGAUCAAAGUGUUGGUAAGACAUCGUUGAUCACCCGAUUCAUGUAUGAUACUUUUGACGAACAAUAUGCUGCUACAAUCGGUAUAGAUUUCCUUCUGAAAACAGUUUAUUUGGAAGAUAACCAAACCAUCAGGUUGCAGCUUUGGGAUACCGCUGGCCAAGAGAGGUUUCGGCUGUUGAUUCCAAGCUAUAUCAGAGACUCACAUGUGGCGGUGGUAUGCUACGACAUUUCCAACAAACGGUCGUUUGCCAAUCUAGACAAAUGGAUCAGUGAUGUACGAUUAGAAAGAGGUGACGAAGUUUUGGUAGUGGUGGUGGGGACAAAAUCAGACUUGAGCAACAAGAGACAAGUGACCAGUGAAGAGGCAGAAGCAUUGUGUUCUCGGGUUGGAGGUGCAUUUUUUGUGGAGACUUCAACAAAGGCCAACCAUAACAUUAAACAGUUAUUCAAACGUAUAGCCCAAAAUUUGAGUGGAUCAUCAGAUGAAAAUGGAGUUGAUAAUCAAGCUCAAGACACUGCAGGAACAGAAACAAUUGAUAUUUCCAUCAACACAGAGUCAGUGGCACCUCUGAGGUGUUGUUAG